AUGAUCUUUUUUUCCUUUUGGAUUGGAGCCUUGAUUGUUUGGAUGAUGUAUUUGUGCAUCAAAUCGAUUAUGAAGAGCGAUGAAGGAACUCCUCCACCACAGCUGAGCGAUGUGGAAUCACAGUUGAGCGAUGUGGAGUUGAGUGGGUCAAACAAGAGAAGAAAAUGA
Molecule: messenger RNA, 168 nt
Organism: Prunus armeniaca (apricot)
Lineage: Eukaryota; Viridiplantae; Streptophyta; Magnoliopsida; Rosales; Rosaceae
Source: the annotation of a GenBank genome assembly